AUGAAUGCGCUGAGGGUUCUGGAGCUGCUGGUGGUGCUGGAGCUGGUGGAGGUGCUGGAGCUGCUGGUGCUGGUGGCACAGCACAGCCGCGCUUGUUCCUUGCUUCACCGUCUCCGUCGUCUCAGCCACCGUCUGACUCUGCGCAUCGCCAGGUUCUUAUUCUCCCUUCGUCUACUGCCGGCUGUCACCGACACCCACCUCUUACUUUGUCGUCCUUCCUCUCCUCCGCAGCAUGUUCCCCUGCCGUCCCCUCCUACAUCUUCUCUGCCUACGGUUCCUGAGCCUGAGUCUGACCGCACCCGUGCUCCUCACCCUAUUGUCACGCGUCUGCUAGCCACAGUUGUCACUGACCCGUCGUUUGAGUCUGCUGCUGCGUCUGCCUUAGUCACUGAGCUUAUUGACUUUGCUGCUGCAUGUCGUCUCGACUACGUCGCUAGUCUUGUAGCUCAGUCUGAGUCUGUCUGUCCUCUGUCCAUCGGAGGUGAGUGUGCUCUUGGCACAGACGUCCUUGAGGACAGGCAGGAGGACCUUGAGUGUCUUGCAGCCGCUGCGCCUCAUCUCGUGUCCAUGCUGCUUGUCCCUGAGGGAGACCCGGAUGCACCAGACACACCAACCCCGCGCUCUUACGCGGAGGCGAUCGCGGAUGAGUACUCCUCUCAGAGGCAAACAGCCAUGGACGCAGAGAUGGCAUCCUGGAAGUCCACAGGCACUUACGUCGACGAGGUUUCCCCUCCUGGGGCGAACAUCGUCAGUGGCAUGUGGAUUUUCAGGGUGAAGCGUGUCAGAAUCCCAGUCACUAGACCACUGGGAUAA
Messenger RNA from Closterium sp. NIES-65, 813 nucleotides. The record is from the annotation of a GenBank genome assembly. Lineage: Eukaryota; Viridiplantae; Streptophyta; Zygnematophyceae; Desmidiales; Closteriaceae.